AUGAAUCUUCCUAAUAAUACUCACAAACCGAUAACGAUCCGAGAAGUCUGGUGUCAAAAUGUUGAAUCGGAAUUCAAACUGAUCACGGAUCUCAUUGACGACUACCCAUUUAUUUCCAUGGACACGGAAUUCCCUGGAGUUAUCUUCAAACCCAAUCCGGCCAACAAUUUUAGGCACGGCCUACGUAGACCGUCACCUUCAGAUCACUACCAGACACUCAAGUCAAACGUUGACGUUUUGAACUUGAUCCAGCUUGGGCUUACUCUAACCGACGCUGACGGGAACCUCCCAGAUCUCGGCUCGGACCAGCGAUUCAUCUGGCAGUUCAAUUUCUCCGACUUCGAUCUCUCGCGUGACUCUUACGCUCCGGACUCCAUUGAGUUGUUGAAGAACCACGGGAUUGAUUUUGAUAAGAACCGGGAAUCGGGGAUCGACUCCGCGUUAUUUGCAGAGUUGAUGAUGAGUUCCGGGAUGGUUUGCAACGAAUCAGUGAGUUGGGUUACGUUUCACAGCGCGUAUGAUUUCGGGUACUUGGUGAAGGUUCUCACUCGCCGCGCGUUGCCUAGUGGGCUGAAGGACUUUUUUGAAAUUCUCAGGGCCUUCUUCGGGAAUAAUAUUUACGAUGUUAAAUACUUGAUGCGGUUCUGUGAGAGUUUGUACGGGGGAUUGGACCGUGUGGCCCGGGCGUUGGAUGUGAACCGGGUUGUCGGAAAGUGUCAUCAGGCCGGUUCAGAUAGCUUGCUGACGUGGCAUUCAUUUCAGAAAAUGAGGGAUAUUUAUUUUGUGGAUCGUGGGCAUGAAAAAUAUGCUGGAAUAUUGUAUGGAUUAGAAGAGUAUUAG
Fraxinus pennsylvanica is the source of this 840-nucleotide messenger RNA. The record is from the annotation of a GenBank genome assembly. Lineage: Eukaryota; Viridiplantae; Streptophyta; Magnoliopsida; Lamiales; Oleaceae.